AUGGCUCAUCUCGAUCUCCCGGCCUUUGGCAUCCGCGACCUCAACGGCCCCAAAUCACCACCAGGUAUCGUUCAGAUUACCGCUUCCCAGUACGACAGCACUGUUCAUAGUGAACCUGAUGCCGUGCUGUCCUACAUCGACCUCGACGAUGGUGAGCUCAUCACUGUCGGAAGUUCCUUUGAGCUGCAACAACGCCUAGAAGAGCCUAUACCUCCUUCGGUCUCUCCUACCCCCUCCCUUAUUCUAGGCAAGGCCCCUGCGAAAACUGCAAGAGAAGCCAAGGAAAACACGCUCGUGCAUAUCUUUGACAUCCGGCAUACGACUGGGAGUGUGGCAGUGUGGAGAGAACAUGAAGCACAUACCAGUCGGAAACUGCGACCUCGAGCGUCAUCGUCGUCAUCACAUUCAAGUACAAGAGUUUCCCUUCUACAUAGAGCAUCUUCACCAGAGUCCAACUCCAUGUUCCCUCUUCAUUAUGACAAGGUGUUCGACCCGGAAAGGGUUAACAAAAGUUCUCCUGGACCACCUCAAUCAGCGCAGCCCACGGACACUGCCACGGUCAAUGAGGGGGCAAGUCAUCGCCCUUCAGCAGCACACCCAGUUAUCUCUGGUGAAGGGGAUACACCGAUGCAGAAGGAUAAGGCCCCUGUCAAUGCCUUCACCCGUCUUGAAUCUCACUUGGGCCCUCUAGCCGACUUUCUCGAGUCCACAGCAGACGGACUACGAAAGCUUGCAGAAACAACGGAAGAGGCCGACACGACCCCUGUAGAGAAUGUUUUGUCCGGAUUCAAGAAAAUUCUGAAAGAGGCCGGGGAAUUCGGCCUUGAUCUUUUGGCCACACUUGUGGACGAGGAACUACAAAAGAACAGAAGCAAUGGGGUCAACGCUCCCAAUGGAGCCAACACUGACUCAAACCCCCAGCAACCCUCCUGCCUCUUCAGUGCCACCGAAGAAACCGGGGAGGAAGACAAGCGGGGGCCUCAUGCUGAGACGCCUGAGAAAAGAGUCAGCUUCGUCGAGCCAACACCCUCAGAACCUCUUCAGAUGGUGAAGGAGCUUGUGGUGCCUAAAGGCCUCAGCCUCUACCGCACAUCUUCAGAGGUUCAGACGCCAAGCCUGCCUUUAUCUGAACGCUCGACCAACAUCCAACAGCCCCCUCAGCUCAGUCUCCCUUCCAAACCGAAAUUUCUGUUUCCACCCUUGUCAGCUCGUUACACGACUGCAGAUCCUGCUCCUCCUACAGACAAUUCCAUUCUUGACUCCCCGCCAUCCGAGUCCGAUUUUCUGACCCGAUAUCCACCAUUAUCGUCUCUUCGAAAAUCCGUCAGUGUGAGCGGUUUGCAAAGCACGCCUGCAUCGUCUAGCCAUUAUCAACAUAGCUUGAGCACUAUGUCGGUUUUGGCUCGCUAUCCCAGUAUUGAACAAUUGGAAGAGAAAUCCCCUGCGAACCUUCAACCCGCUCCCAACUCGAAGCAAAGCUUCAGCCACUUGGUUUCUCCGACUUGGCCCCCGGUGCAGCCGGCUCCCAAGAAGACCGAUAUCUACAAAAAACCCACAGUUGAAGAUGAAGACGAGCAUGUCCGUUCCCUACUAGCAGAUCUAGGAGAGAGAGAAAAGGCUCCUGGCGUACAGGGUGCCCCUAAGUGGCCUACCGUUCCACUGCCUGGUGCCUGGCCUGAGCCAAAGCUCGAGCAACAGCCUGAGCCAAAGCGUGAAGAACAAAAGAAUAAAGAGUCUGCCACCACAGCCGAUGAUAGUGCGGUGUCCAAAGAUCUUCCUCGGUGGCUACAACAGGAAAGUCGAGGCUCAUUUAGUGGUGGUCUUUCACAACAGUAUCCCGAUGACAUGAUUUAUUCUCGAGGAUCGAUCUUUCCACGAAAGUCUCAGACAGUCAGUGGCACCAAUCCUGCGGCGAGACUCAAUGGACCGUUUGAUCCUCUCGCACACAUUCCCGUCCUGCAACCACGUCCCCAACGAUCACAGCCAGACCUGUCUGCAUCCAAGGUGGGCUUUCUGAAUACUAGAGUCAACCCAGCAAUGCCCGGUUUCGCACCACAACGGAGUCAGACCCUUCAUCAUACUGAUCGUUACAAGCCACGUGAUGCUGUUCCGUACCAGAACCCGCGGUUGAGCUCAUGGGAGAACUAUCUCAAGAACAAUCGCAGCACAACCGCGACUUCCAGCUUGCCCUAUUAUCCCUUGCUGAACCCCUUCUCUGAUUGGCCAACCUCUCGAUUCCAGCCGACCUCUACGUUCAGUCGUCCGGUGCCCCCUGCGACAAGACCACCUGUUGUCUCGGCUCCGAGGCCACCACGGCCUUUCAAUAGGACGCUGCCAAGUUCUGGCCCGCACAUGUAUUCGCUCACCAGCGGAUCACCGCCCUCACAAGCACAGCUGCCUCAGGCUUCUCGACCAGAAAUUAAUAGGGGCGGACCACCAAAAGCCGACGGGCUCUCCAUCCCGUCACCCCCGACACUACCUGCUCCACCGCCAGCUGCCGUGCUCUUCCCACCGACAUCAAACAGCAGUUCCAUCCCUCGCUCUUCAUCGAUUCUUUCUCCUUGUCCACCUCCGCUCACUCGUCCUCGCGGUCGCUCGGGUGUCUCUCCUCCAGCGCCUUUUUCAAGCAAAAGCGUCGACGACUGUGUCAAAGUGCUGAAAGCUAUGGGCUUCGGUGAAGAUGACCCGAAUGAGCUGGCCCGCUUGAAUAUCUAUGCAGGGGCCGCCGCAGGAGAUGUCCUUUUAGCGAUCGAGUUGAUCGAAGAAGAUCGUGAAGCUGCCAAAGAGCUUGCGAAGGGAGAGCACAUUGAGAUCAGCAAGGAGACACGGAAGGAGGUCGAUGUGGAAGAGAAUCCCUGGGAAGAUUAG
This is a messenger RNA of Fonsecaea nubica, 2868 nucleotides long. RefSeq lists its product as hypothetical. Lineage: Eukaryota; Fungi; Ascomycota; Eurotiomycetes; Chaetothyriales; Herpotrichiellaceae. The transcript has a single exon. Bases 1 to 2868 code for a protein of 955 amino acids. The record is from RefSeq and is a predicted model, not a curated record.